Molecule: messenger RNA, 3102 nt
Organism: Cadophora gregata
Lineage: Eukaryota; Fungi; Ascomycota; Leotiomycetes; Helotiales; Ploettnerulaceae
Exons: 4
Coding region: 1-3102 (1033 amino acids)
Biological process (GO): protein sumoylation
Cellular component (GO): SUMO activating enzyme complex; cytoplasm
Molecular function (GO): SUMO activating enzyme activity
Source: RefSeq, a predicted model, not a curated record
AUGACUGACUCCAAAGACGUCGAUAUGGAGACCAAGAUGCAGGUGGACGAGUCGGUGGUAGGCAACAACGACAUCGAUGAGUCCCUGUACAGCAGACAGCUCUACGUGCUAGGACACGAAGCCAUGAAGCGUAUGAGUGCGUCGAACGUGCUUAUUGUCGGUCUAAAAGGACUUGGUGUUGAGAUUGCAAAGAACAUUGCUCUGGCAGGUGUCAAGAGUCUGACCCUCUACGACCCCGCCCCCGCCGCUAUCGCCGACCUCUCCUCCCAGUUCUUCCUUCACCCUGAGGAUGUUGGAAAGCCUCGGGCAGCAGUGACAGCACCACGUGUAGCUGAAUUAAAUGCCUACACACCGGUUUCUGUUCUUGAUUCUACCAGUCUUACCACAAACCUCCCACAAUUCGAUCGCUUCCAAGUCGUCGUUCUCACGAAUACCCCCAUCAAAGAUCAGAUCAUCAUUGGAGACUAUCUACACCAGAAGGGCAUAUACUUGGUUGUUGCGGAUACAUUCGGCUUGUUUGGAUCCAUAUUCUGUGACUUUGGAGAGAAGUUCACUGUUAUCGAUCCUACAGGAGAGACCCCGGUAUCAGGUAUCGUUGCAGGUAUCGACGAAGAAGGACUGGUAUCAGCCCUGGACGAGACUAGACAUGGUUUGGAAGAUGGGGACUAUGUUACUUUCACGGAGCUGCAGGGACUUGAGGCACUCAACUCUGCUGAACCACGGAAGGUUACAGUUAAGGGACCAUAUACGUUCUCAAUCGGAGAUGUCUCCGGACUAGGGCAAUACCAGAGAGGCGGUAUUUUCACACAAGUCAAGAUGCCAAAGUUUGUUGACUUCAAGGCUCUGUCAGUUGCGCUGAAGGAGCCCGAACACCUCAUCUCCGACUACGCCAAGUUCGAUCGCCCAUCACAACUUCAUGUUGGAUUUCAGGCCCUGCACGCAUUUGCUGAACAACAUGGCCGUCUACCUAAUCCACAUAAUGAAGUCGAUGCUGCAAUUGUGAUUGGAUCUGCCGAGGCCUUUGCAAAGCAGGAGAAGCUUGAUGUCGAAAUCGACAAAAAGCUGCUUGGAGAGCUGAGCUACCAAGCCCAAGGUGACCUGAGUCCUAUGGCUGCUUUCUUUGGUGGUCUUGCUGCGCAAGAGGUGUUGAAGGCUGUCUCUGGAAAGUUCAUGCCCAUCAACCAGUGGCUAUACUUCGACUCCUUGGAGUCGCUCCCAGAGAACUCGGCUAGAUCCGAAGAACUCUGCAAGCCUCUGAACUCCAGAUAUGACGGCCAAAUUGCUGUGUUCGGACGAGAAUUCCAGGAGAAGCUCUCAAAUGUUCAAGAGUUCUUGGUUGGUGCAGGUGCUAUCGGUUGUGAGAUGUUGAAAAAUUGGGCUAUGAUCGGUCUUGCUACUGGACCAAAGGGAAAGAUCAGCGUAACAGAUAUGGACUCUAUCGAGAAGAGCAAUCUCAACCGACAAUUCCUCUUCCGACCGAAGGAUGUUGGACAGCUGAAGAGUGACUGUGCUGCUGCUGCUGUUCAAGCAAUGAACCCAGAACUGAAGGGCCACAUCGUCACUAUGCGAGACCGCGUCGGACAGGACACGGAACAUAUCUUCCACGAGGAGUUCUGGACUGCCCUUGAUGGUGUCACCAAUGCCCUGGAUAACGUUGAUGCUCGUACAUAUGUCGAUCGUCGCUGCGUGUUCUUCCGCAAGCCGCUGUUGGAGAGCGGUACCUUGGGCACCAAGGGAAACACCCAAGUCGUCAUUCCCAGCUUGACCGAAUCAUACUCCUCAUCUCAGGAUCCUCCGGAGCAGUCUUUCCCUAUGUGCACUCUGCGAAGUUUCCCCAACAAGAUCGAGCACACGAUUGCAUGGGCCCGCGAAUUGUUCGAAUCAUCUUUCGUCAAGCCCGCGGAAACUGUCAACCUGUAUUUGAGCCAGCCAAAUUACAUUGAGACAACCUUGAAGCAGGGAGGUAAUGAGAAAGCCACUCUCGAGCAAAUUCGAGACUUCUUGGUCGACGACAAGCCUCUAAGCGUCGAGGACUGCAUUAAGUGGGCUCGAUUGCUCUUUGAGAAGCAAUACAAUAACGCCAUCCAGCAAUUACUCUACAACUUCCCUAAGGACUCAGUCUCCUCCAGUGGACAACCUUUCUGGUCAGGCCCUAAGCGAGCUCCUGACCCAUUGAAGUUCGAUCCAAAGAACGAGUUCCAUUUUACAUUUGUUGUCGCUGGUGCAAACCUCCACGCUUACAACUAUGGUAUCAAUACCAAGGACCUGGAUGAAGCUCUGAUUCUCAAGGUCUUGGAUAAUAUGAUCAUUCCCGACUUUUCACCAAACGCGUCUGUAAAGAUCCAAGCUGAUGACAGUGAGCCAGAUCCAAAUGCAAACUCAUCUGCUUUCGACGACAAUGCAGAGCUUGAAAAGAUUGUGGAAAAGCUUCCACCACCAAAACAGCUUGCAGGAUUUAAGCUCGAGCCGGUUGAGUUUGAGAAGGAUGAUGAUACCAACCACCACAUCGACUUCAUCACCGCUGCCAGCAAUCUUCGUGCCGAGAACUACAAGAUCGAGCUUGCCGAUAGACACAAGACUAAGUUCAUUGCCGGAAAGAUCAUUCCCGCGAUCGCUACUACUACGGCUCUUGUGACUGGCUUGGUCAUCCUGGAGCUCUACAAGGUUGUUGAUGGCAAGAACAAGCUCGAGGCAUAUAAGAACGGCUUCGUCAAUCUCGCUCUACCAUUCUUCGGCUUCUCAGAGCCUGUCGAGAGCCCGAAAGCCAAGUACAAGAGUCACAACGGCGAUGUCGCUAUCGACAAGAUAUGGGACCGUUUUGAGGUCGACAAUGUCACUCUCAAGGAGCUCCUCGAAUACUUUGAGAAGAAGGGUCUCACAGUCACCAUGCUCAGCUCCGGUGUCAGUCUCCUCUACGCCAGUUUCUUCCCACCUUCCAAGCUAGCCGACCGGUACGCAAUGAAGCUGAGUGAAUUGGUGGCCCACAUCUCCAAGAAGCCAGUUCCUGAACACCAAAAGGCUGUAAUCUUCGAGGUUUGCGUUGAGGAUCAGACGGGUGAGGAUGUUGAGGUUCCUUUCGUUACAAUGAAUAUGGGAAAGUGA